UACAGCGGCAGCAGCCAUUAUCUGUCCCGUUUGCCAGGUCCGGAGACCAUGCUGAAGCCUGCUCUCAGUCUCUUCAGCCACGCACAGCAGCCUUUUCAACACAUGGACUCCCUGCACCAGCUGGGACCUCCACCGAUGGUGCCUACGCAGCCUCUCGGCCCCCCGCCGGUCAUCCCUACUGCAGCAAUCGGAGCGCCAAAUGUGGUUGGCGCCCAGACUCUGGUGCCCCCUCCUAUCACUGCUGCUCACACAAUGAGGCCUCCCCACAUUGCCCCCGUCCAUAGUUUAGGCCCGCCGCCAUUAGUUCCAGCUCAGCCUCUCGGGCCGCCUCCUUUGACACACACCUUGGGACCGCCAUCACUGGACCCCUUACAAGCAAUGGUGCCUCCUUCUUUAGACCUCACACAACCGCUGGGGCCUCCCCCUUUGAACCACGCACAUGCGUUGGUUCCCCCCGUGCCUACCGGAGUCAACAGAUUCCCCCUGCCACCCAGCCCCUUGUCCUCCCCGCUAAUCCCGAGCCCAGAAGUCUCACAACUGCCCCUAAGACCCGGACCUCCACUCAUCUCAUCCCCAGUGUCCGCUCUUCUACCGGGUCCUCUUCCGGGUCAGGCAGCCCCAGCCAGCGAGCAGCCCAAGGAAGAGGGCUCUCCUCUGGUUAGGGAAGAGCAGGGGGACGCGCCCGCUCUGGAAGAACUUUGCAAACCUUUGUACUGUAAACUCUGCAAUGUUACCGUCAACUCAGCUCAGCAAGCACAGGCUCACUACCAGGGGAAGAACCACAGUAAAAAGUUGCGGAAUUUUCUAGCUGGCAGUCAGCAGCCACCAGCCAUCAGGAUCCCCGAAGUCCUCGAGGCAGCCGGACAGACAAACCUCAUCUCAGGAUCCAGUGACACUGAUACUACGAGACAGACGUUGUACAAGGGGCCCACCCGGGUCAUUUUGGCCACAGAGAAUGACUAUUGUAAGCUGUGCGAUGCCUCCUUCAGCUCCCUCUUAGUUGCACAGGCGCACUACCAGGGCAAGAACCACGCAAAGAAACUCCGCCUGGCCGAGGCCCAGCAGAACACCAGUAACGUGAUCUUCCAUUUCAGGGACUGUAUUCGCGAAGUAAGCCCAAAAAGGAACUGGAAGGAUGGCAAUGAGUACAGACUGGUGAAAAAUCGCCGUAGCCCACAGCUUCCUACCUCCAUGCAAGGGCCGUACUACAACCCCAGACCGAGGCAGCGGAUCCCCCGAGAUUUAGCCAUGUGCGUGACCCCCAGCGGACAGUUCUACUGCUCCAUGUGCAACUGCGGCGCUGAACAAGAAACGGACUUCCGACAGCAUCUGGAAAGCAAGCAACACAAAGCUAAAGUGUCCGAGUGGAGGUACCGCAACGAGAUGGAGAACUUGGGCUACAGCUAAGAGGACGGCGGGGGCAGGGGGGGGACAGGGGACAACGAAGAAAACACGGCAACAGCGUGACACCAAAGUGGUAGAAAGAAAAUCUUUGUUGUGGGCAUUUUACUGACGGAUUAGUGUCAACAUGUACACUCUUUUAAAAUCCCCAUAAGACAAAAAAAAAAAUGGUUGCAAUUGACCUUGGUUUUUGUCUAACUCAGGAUGCGGGAGAAUCGAAAGAUGUCUCGUAGCUUCACGGCACCGGAUGUAACGCGAUUGGUUGGAUUAACCAAGA
This is a messenger RNA of Hippocampus comes (tiger tail seahorse), 1678 nucleotides long. RefSeq names its product zinc finger matrin-type protein 3. Bases 49 to 1407 code for a protein of 452 amino acids. Gene Ontology annotation, molecular function: nucleic acid binding; zinc ion binding. The transcript has 6 exons. The record is from RefSeq and is a predicted model, not a curated record. Lineage: Eukaryota; Metazoa; Chordata; Actinopteri; Syngnathiformes; Syngnathidae.